Messenger RNA from Rhagoletis zephyria (snowberry fruit fly), 2625 nucleotides. The record is from RefSeq and is a predicted model, not a curated record. Lineage: Eukaryota; Metazoa; Arthropoda; Insecta; Diptera; Tephritidae.
AUGUCGCCGGUGUGCACGCUCAGCUCGGAGAGCAAGCGCAUCAUCCGCCAGGCGCAGGUGCCCAUCCUCCAGGCCAGUCCACGGGUGGUGCACUUCCUCUAUGAGGCUCGCAUCGAGGAGCUCGAGGAGGAGCUGGAGAAGGAGCGAAAGAAUCGGAUCCGCGCGGAGAAGGCCCGCACCGACCUGAGCCGCGAGGUGGAGGACAUGGGCCUGCGGCUGGAGGAGGCGGGCGGCACAAACAGCCAGCAGUCGGAGGUGAAUCGCCGCCGGGAGGCGGAGAUUGGCAAGCUGAAGCGCGAGCUGGAGGUGGCCAACACCAACCACGACCAGGAGGUGUUCAAUCUGCGCAAGCGAAGCAAUGACAUUCUCGCAGAGCUGCAGGAGCAGAUUGAGCUGCUGACGAAGGCCAAGGCCAAGACCGACAAAGACAACGCCGUGCUGACGGCCGAGGUAGCUGAUCUUCAGGCGACCGCCGAGAAUGCCACCAAAUUGCAGGCAAAUGCAGAGAAGCACAGCAAGCACGUGGAAGGUCAGCUGGCUGAAGCGAACAAGAAGGUGGACGAGGCGAAUGGCCGCGUCGGCGACCUCGAGGCGACCAACAAGAAGCUGGCCAACCAGAAGGCCGAGGUGGAGAAGCAGUUCCAGGAGGCGGAGGCACAGCUGGCCAGCAUUGAGAAGAUCAAGGACCAGCUGAAGAAGGAGCUCGAGGAUACGAAGGGCCUGGUCACUCAUGAAACACAGGAGCGACUAGCUCUGCUGAGCAAGUACCGCAACCUCGAGAUCGACCUCGAGUCGGCGCGCAAGCUGAUCGAGGACGAUGAGAACAUCAAAAACAACCUGCACAACCAGCUGAGCAAGGCGCACACCGAGAUUCAGCAGUGGAAGGCCAAGUGGGAGUCGGCCGGCUACGUGCCCCGAGAGGAGAUGGAGGAGAUGCGCAAGAAGCUGACGCUGCGCCUGCAGGAGGCGGACGACCACAUCGAGCAGCUGAACAUCAAGAACAGCAGUCUGGAGAAGGCCAAACUGCAGCUGACGAACGAGGUGGAGGAGCUGGCGAAUGAGCUGGAGCGCUCGCACGUCAUGGUCGUCACGCUGGAGAAGAAGGUGAAGGCGCAAGAGAAGGAGCUUCUGGACUGGAAGCAGCGCUGCGACGACAUGGAGAACGAACUCGAUGCAUCGCAGAAGGAGUGCCGCAACCUCUCCACGGAGCUCUUCAAGCUGAAGGCCGCCCACGACGAGCUGCAGGAGCAGCACGAAAGCACCAAGCGGGAGAACAAGAACCUCCAGGACGAGGUGAAGGACCUGCUGGACCAGCUGGCGGAAAGUAGUCGGCUGAUCAACGAGCUGGAGCUCACCCGAAAGCGGCUCACCAUGGAGAAGGAGGAGCUGCAGUCGGCGCUGGCAGAGGCGGAGACCGCCCUCGAGGUGGAGGAGAACAAGGUCUACGCGGCGCAGCAGGCGCUGGAGCAGGCGCGCCUGGAGCACGACCGCCGCCUGCGGGAGAAGGAGGAGGAGUUCGAGGGCGUCCGCCGGAACAUGCAGAAGGUCCUCGACCAGAUGCAGGUCAGCCUGGAGGCGGAGGCCCGGGGCCGACAGGAGGCGCUGAAGGCGAAGAAGAAGCUGGAGGGCGACGUGGUGGAGCUGGAGCUGGCGCUGGACGCGGCCAAUAAGGCGCACGCCGAGGCGCAGGCCUUCAUCCACAAGCAGCAGGGCCAGAUCAAGGAGCUGCAGGUGACGCUGGAGCACGAGAUCCGCGCGAAGGAGGAGGCACAGGAGCUGUGGGCCGCCUCGGAGCGCAAGUGCCAGUCGCUGCACAAUGAACUGGACCAGACGAGGACGCUGCUGGAGCUGGCCGACCGGAAGUGCCGCAACCUGGAGAACGAACUGGGCGAGGUGAACGAGCUGAACAGCGAGCUCAGCGCCGCCAACGCCGCCCUCUCCAACUCGAAGCGAAAGUUGGAGGGCGAGAUGCAGAUACUGAAGGCCGACUUUGAUGAGGCGCUCAAUGAAGUGAAGCUGCUGGAUGACAAGUGCAAGAAGGCGAUCCUCGACGCGGCCCGCCUCGCCGACGAGCUGAAGGAGGAGCAGGACCACGCGCAGGCGGAGGAGAAGCUUCGCCGGUCGCUGGAGGAGACGAACAAGGAGCUGCAGGUACGGCUGGACGAGGCGGAGCAGGCGGCCAUGGUGGCCGGCCGGAAGACCAUCGCCAAGCUGGAGAGCCGCGUCCGCGAGCUGACGCAGGAGCUGGAGAGCGAACAGCGGAAGUACAGCGAGUCAAGUAAGAACCUCCGCAAAGCGGACCGGAAGAUCAAGGAGGCGGUCUUUGAGCUGGACGAGGCGAAGAAGAACGCGGAGCACCUGCAGGACCUGGCGGAGAAACUCAGUGCAAAGGUGAAGACGUACAAGCGGCAGAUCGAGGAGGCGGAGGAGAUUGCGGCGCUCAAUCUGGCGAAGUACCGCAAGCUGCAGACGGAGCUGGAGGAUGCGGAGGAGCGGGCGGACAGCACGCAGGCGAACCUCUCCAAGCUGAGGGCCAAGACGCGCUGCUCCAUCUCCAUGAACCGGGCGGCCAGUCCGGGGCCCAAGUACUCUGACACCCAGCAGCUGCAGGCAGAAUUGCUCUGA